Molecule: messenger RNA, 4920 nt
Organism: Salvelinus fontinalis (brook trout)
Lineage: Eukaryota; Metazoa; Chordata; Actinopteri; Salmoniformes; Salmonidae
Product: N-acetylaspartate synthetase-like
Exons: 3
Coding region: 145-993 (282 amino acids)
Cellular component (GO): mitochondrial membrane
Molecular function (GO): L-aspartate N-acetyltransferase activity
Source: RefSeq, a predicted model, not a curated record
AAGGUUUGCCUGCAACCCUUGGUCAUGCAGAAACGCUCAGGGUUGCAGCAGAAACAGUCCCCGUCUUUUUUCUUUCCAUAUUUAUAAACGCAUCAUAUCCCAUUGAUAUUAUUUCUGAGGUUAAAGUUCUUUGAGGCCAGUUGCAUGCAUUGUUCGUCUCCAAAAAUGGUUUGCGAGACUAAAAUUGUUGCGGAUGAACACGAUGCCAUACAAGGGACCAAAAAAGAUUCUAUUAUCGUUUCCUCCUCGCAAAUGUGGACUUCUUCCGCACCGGCACCGAAUCCUAUCGAGGAAAAUGAUGUGAGGAAAGAUACGGUUUUUAUCCGUGAGUUUGAGCGCACGGACCAUGUGGAGGUGCGCCGUAUCUUUUAUGAGGGGAUCAUGGAGAGGAUACCCAACACCGCAUUCAGAGGCAUAUUACAGCAAAGUCAAACCCAAUUCUUAUAUGUUCUUCUGACACUAAUGUGCUUUGUUGUGAGCAAAUCCCUCACGCUGACCUGCUGUGCGCCGUUCGUUCUCAUGGCCGCGCGCUACUUCUACAGCAGCAAAGUUAUCCACAACUAUCUGGCCUGCGCGCUCCGAACAGACAUGGCGGACAUCGAGGAGUAUUACAUGAAACCCACAGGCUCGUGUUUCUGGGUGGCAGUGCUGGAGGGUCAGGUGGUCGGCAUCGUGGCGGCGCAGGGCCGGGAGGACGAUAACACGGUGGAGCUGCGCCGCAUGUCGGUGGACUCGCGCUUCCGCGGCAAGGGCAUCGCCAAGGUGCUGGGGCGCCGCGUGCUGGAGUUCGCCGUGCACAACAACUACGCCGCAGUUGUCCUGGGAACCACCGCCGUCAAAAUGGCCGCCCACAAGCUGUACGAGUCACUGGGCUUCCGGCGGACGGGCGGGAGCGAGGACUACAUGCUGCCUGGCAUGAGCGGCUCGCCGCUAGAGAGGCUCUUCUUUCAGAUCCGUUACCAGCGUUACCGCCUGCAGCUCCGCGAGGAGUGAGGGGUGAGAGAGGGAGAGAGGGAUGGAAAGAGAGAGCAACGACACCUCCUCCUCGAAGCAGAGCCCCUCGCCCAACGAGCCUCGACCAAGUCCCCGAUCGAUCUUAUACUCCUCUGACAACUUUAUUUUGUAUCAGUUGCAUCUUCUUACUACUUACCACUACUAUGUCUAUUCAUUAUUUCUAAGUCACUAACUUAUGGGUUUUUGUUUUACAUUUUAGAUUUAGUGUUUUACCCCCCCCCCCCCGCCUUUGAGUAAAUUAUUUUUGUUUUGCCUAUUUUCCCGUCCUUUCCUGUUGUAAGAAAAAAUAAGCCCUAACAUAUAUCACCGUCCCAUGCCUAUUCAAAUGACAUCAUCAAUUGAGUGUUCCCGUUGCUUUUGAUAAAAAUUUGAUUGCAAUCAGUUUUUCGAUCAUCAUGACAAAAUCCACCCCCCCCCCCUUCCUUCCACCCUCACCCUUCUCAUUAAUACCAGAAUCCCCUCCCACCCCCUCCAGAACACCAAUCAGAGGCUUAAUCAAGAGAGUUGCGUAACAUUCCGAUAGAAAUAUAUCAUGUAGAACAGACAUUGUCCUUUGCCAUGGAAAACAGGCAUUCGUGUCCGCCCUAUACAUGGCAUUUCUAUCUGAAGAAUUUCUAUCUCAAACGCACCCUGUCUCUCGUUAGCCCGCCUAAGCCCUCUCCAUUGUCACAACAACGUUUGUGCCCAAAAAGACCUGGACAAAAAGACAAAGUAGGUUGGCAUUUCUCCAGCACAGCCCAUAUUGAAGCACAGCAAGGGUCAUCAAGUGUACUGUACCAGCCCUGUGGAGAGACAGGAGGAACAGGCAGGAUGCGUACUGUGGAAUCCACACUGUGGAUCCUGUAUAGGCAGGAAAACAAACACAAACAGGCUUGCGUCCCAAAUGGUACCCCAUUCCCUAUAUAUUGCACUACUUUUAACGAAGGCCCAUAGGGCUCUGGCCAAAAGUAGUACACUGUGUAAGAAAUGGGGUGUGAUUUUAGAUGCAGACACAGUGCAUUUUCUGUUUCCUAAACCCUCCUGCUUUCUGCUUUCACUAUUUCCUCCAUCUUUGGUCAUGUUCUCUUCCCCUCAUUCAACACAGUGUCAGAAUCUAAUUCUAUGAUUCCAUUCCACCUGCAUGGGAACUAUGAAGAGGGUCUCUGAUUGGUUGGGAAGACGAGAGGGUAGUUCAGGCCAGGGGUACGUACCCAUGCAGGGUGAAUACUGUGUCAAUGUUAAUCAUAUUACUAAUUUAAUCAUGGGUUUUUCUAAUGAGUAAAUUAUCUAAUCUAAUGAAACAUUGAGUGUUAUUGAGUUUUAUGUGUAAUUAUCAAUUGUUUACUAAUUUAAUCAAGAUAAAUUUGAACAGUUUGAAUAUGUUUGGUAUUUGAUUGAGAAAUUAGAUUUUGUUUUUAAAUUAUUCACAACAUUUGAUGGAAGCAUUGCUACUUUGUAGUAUGCACAUUUUAUGGAUACUCCUACAUGUACAUAGUAACCGCAAUCUAGUAUAUAUUUAAACCAGGUUAUUGGGGGAAACUACUUGGGUAGACCUAAUACAUUAUUCAAAAUAUUUGCGGACUUACAGUACAUAGCUGGCUUAACAAAAUGUUUCUAAGCACAAAUUUUUCAAUUUGAAUUUAGACACACUACUAUAUCCAAUUUACAGGUAUAUUUAAAUCCUUCUGUGUAUGUGUUAAUGUGUAUACAGUUGGAAUACUCUAUACAGUAUGUAGCUGACAAACCCAAAAUACGUCCCUCUCCCUCCCCGUCAUAAAGAUAACCACUCUCUCCAUUUCCAUCCUCCUAUCAGAGACAGAACCAGCAGAGGGAGAGAUACAACCUCUAUGAGCCCAAGAGUUUGUGUCACACUUGUACAAAAAUUAAGAAAUGAAAAGUUAAAAAAAAUAUCAUUAAAAAAAACAUAGAUUUAAAAAAAAUCAACAAAAAGAUGUCAUGAAUUGUGCUGAUCCUCCUUGCCUUGACUUCUAUUCCCCCUUCUGACCCCCCCAUUCAUAAGUCUGACUGCAACCCUGGGCCAGACCCUCCCACCCCCUCCACUCUCUUCUACCCACUCCCCACCCCAUCUCUGCAUGCGCCACAGUCUUGCUGCGCUGCUUUUAUUCCACCCCCCCCCCAAAAAAAACGCCCCUAUUGUGAUGUCAUCAAAACAGUCUGACCGCCCCCUGCAGCGAUGGUGGAGGAUGCAUAGGUGUGUGUGUUGAAUUUGUGUUUGUGUGUGUUGAGUGUCUGGUUGAGUGUUUGUGUGUUGAGCGUGUAUGUGUUUGUGGAUGUAUAUAUGUGUGUGUUGAGUUUGUGUGUGUGGAGGUAGGGUGGAUGAAGAGGUGCAUUAAACCCACUCACCGCAGCGCAGCACUGCCUUGAUGACAUCAAGCCUGCCAACUGUAAAAUGCAAAAGCAAUGCAAGUGUGGCAUGCCUCUGUUCCUGGUGUGUGCGUAUAUAUACGUACGGUGCCUGCCCUGGAAAAAUAAUCGGAAAACGACAUAAAAAAAAUUUAGAUAUUUUUUAGCUGAACAUAUAAACAAAAAUGUGUGUUUCUUUGUCAGAUUAAAAAAAAUAACAUUUUUUUUUGCAUGAGAUGUGUCUUUGAAUGAAAAUGUCUUAGAGGAUACAUUGUACCACAUGGCAAGCAGUGGGAGAAAAAAAAACGUUUUCAUUUUUGUAUUAAGUUGAUAUUAUCAAUUGACUCUUUUUAUCAAGGGAGUGGGGAUAUCAUGCACAGUGAGAAGAAUCCUAUGGAGACGUGACAAUGUCAUAGUUUGUCCUUGUGUCGUUUUGACAAACGUCAAAUAAAGCAGUGAGAUCAUGUUGAUGUAUCAGAUGUUGGGUCAUUCGACUAACUGUCUGCUGUAUUAUCAGAGGACUUCUCACUGUUCUGACACCCCCCUCUAACUCAUUCAACCAUGUGAAUUGAGAUGUGGAGGGCACAAAAAAUUGAACCAGUUAGCCCAAAUGUUUUCUCCUUCUCCAAUUUCACCUGGUCAUAAGUAGUGCACUAUAUAGGGAAUAGUGCCAUUCGGAAUAGUGUGCCGUUUGGGACGCACAUUAUGAUCUAAAUGAUGACGCACCUUAUGAUCUAAAUUAUGAUCAAUGCCCCCAUCUGAAAAAUUCAGAACAGACCUGGGUAUAGUAUUUUGACCUGGAUCCACUAGAAUGUAGGAGGCAGAGGUUAAAUGGUGAGGCUAUAAGAGCGUACUUACUAGGAAUGUAUGCCAGAGGAGGCUGGUGGGGGGAGCUGAAGGAGGACAGGCUCAUUUUAAUGGCUGGAAUGGAAUAAAUGGAACGGAGUCAAACGUGUGGUUCCCAUAUGUUUGAUACCGUUCCAAUAAUUCCAUUCCAGCCAUUACAAGAGCCCUUCCUCCUUAGCUCCUCCCACCAGCCUCCUCUGGUGUUCACUACAAGUGUACACUACGUAGUAGUGUAGUAAGUGGACUCAUGUCUGUUAAAAGAUGAAUGUGAAGUCUUAUCAAACUGAGCCAUGAAUGCUGCUGUCGCCAUUUCAAUAAUAAUAUACCCUCUUGUUAAGCAUUGUGGGAGAUCUCAGCCUAGGCUACUAUUUGUGUUCUUGAUAAAUUACGUAAUAUUAUAGCAAGACUCCGCAAAAGCCUUAUAUACUGUAAUAAUUACAUGCUGACAUUCAAAUAUCCCACCAACAAUCUAUAUGGCUUAAGGUAGAGAACGAUUAAUUUCCUGUUUUAAGUUGUUAGAGAGGAACAGACAAACUACACUGAUAUGUCACUAGCCUAUAAUGCAUUUGACUGUAUUCUGUUUUGUAAAAGGGUCAAGCCUGUGUUUAUACGGUGAAUGCUAUGCUAUGCCCUGUUUGGUCUGGUCUUAGUACUUCUUGAUACUGGUAAAGCACACGCAGUAUUAGAACGUAGAAUAAAUACUGUAUGUAACCACCA